UAUUGAGCAAGGAGUAGAUAUCAACGAACGAGCCAACACGAACAAACAAUUCUUCAGUACGCAGCAAUUAACAAUAAUAUUAAAGUAGCACAAUAUUUGAUACGCCAAGGUGCAGACGUAGACGCUAAAGACGCAGUUGACAUGACUUCAGUGCAUAUAGCGUGCUAUUUUGACCAUGAAGAAAUGCUACAGUUGCUUUUGAACAAAGGUGCUUGUUAUAAUUCAAUAAUGAAGGGAUACCAACGACCACUGGACAUGACUCGAAGUGAACGAAUAAAAAAUGUACUAAUCCAAACAGAGAAACUGUUUCAUUUCGUUAAGACUAAUAACUUUAAUGAAGUCGAAACUUGUAUAAAACGAGGUGCUGUAAUACAAGCUAAAAAUAUUGAGGGAGAAUCUCCGUUACAUUAUGCUACAAUGAAAAGUUAUGAUAAAACUGUCGAACUUCUUUUGCUGCGCGGUGCUAAUGCUAAUGCAACAAACAAUCUAAAAGUGACAGCUUUACAUUAUGCAUCAAAGUUUUCCAAUACUAACAUUGUUGUUAAUCUGCUGUCAUUCGGAGCAAUAUAUAAUCCAGUUUGUAAUAAUAAUAAAACUCCCAAGGAUUACACAACAAACGAAGCUAUCACAGAGAUACUUGAUUUGGUAGAACGAUCAUUUAAACAUGUACAAGAUAACAAUUCAAUAAUCUUGGUGGAAAUUAAGAAAUUAAAAAAUACAAAUACGAGAAAAGCACUAUUGAAUGCCCGCGAUACUACAAAAAAUACGUUAUUAACAAGCGCAAUAAAAAAUAACUUCUCUAAAGUGAAGCAGUUCAAGGAUCUUGCCCAAGGUAAUAUAUCAGCAAAAACUGAACAAGCGCUGAUUUCUUUGAAUGAGGGCAAAUUUGAUGUCGCUUUGGAUAUUUACAACAAUUUUCAUAAUUACAUGAAGCAACUCUUAGGCCAUGACAGUCCUUGUACAAUUGAUAUUGAAAUGGCCCUAGCUAAUGCAUUGUAUGUAAAAGACUCCUAUCGCGAAGCGCUGAACAUAUCAGAACAAAUUCUUGAACGGCAGAAUGAAAUUUUCGGAGGCGAAAACAAGGAAACAUUAAGUACAAGAAGCUUCAUCGCGUUUAUGCUACAUAUAAUGGGAAAGAAUGAAGAAUCUUUGCAAAUUUACCGUGAUGUUUUGCAGAAACAAACGCAAAUUUUAGGACCGAAGCAUACCGACACAUUGGAAAGUCAAUUUCACAUGGCCCUGGUGCUCAAUGAAUUGAAAUGUACGAUGAAGCACUGCUGAACAAUUCUGAAGUAUUUAACACAUAUAAGCAAUUACUAGGAGCUGAUGAUCCGAGUACGAUCCGCGCCCAGAAUAAUAUAGGUUUAGUGCUUUCAAAUCAAGACAAAUGCCAAGAAUCGCUAAAGGUGUAUGAAAAGGUAUUGAACAAAAAACGAAAAAUAUUCGGCCCUUAUCAUGGUGAUACUUUAAGGACAAUGCGUAAUAUUGGGGGAGUGUUAUGUAAACUAAAACGAUACUCAGAAUCUAUAAAAAUACACGAGGAAGUGCUAAGACUCCAGUGUAAAGCUUUGGGGCCUGACCACCCAGACACAUUGUUAUCUGAGGUCAGUUUGGCUGACGUAUUUUAUGCUCAAUACAAAUGGAAUGAGGCUUUAGAAACAUACAAAAAAUGCUUCCACAAAAUGAAAUCCACAUUCGGUAUUGCUAACAUCUAUGUUCGUAACAUUGAAGCAAAAAUGGAAAUAGUAACUCGAUCACAAGUAAUGCAUAUCGAUCCACUUAUUCAUAAUAAUAACAAGAUAACAAAAAUCGCUAAAAACAAUGGGGAAGAUUACCAUCAAAAACACAAAAUGUCACUAACGUUAAUUUGAAAAAUAAACUCGGAAGAACACCUUUACACUAUGCCGUUAGUAAGGGGGAUAUAGCAGCAGUUAAUGAUCUCUUGAGAAG
This is a messenger RNA of Wyeomyia smithii (pitcher-plant mosquito), 1950 nucleotides long. RefSeq names its product serine/threonine-protein phosphatase 6 regulatory ankyrin repeat subunit B-like. Gene Ontology annotation, molecular function: protein binding. The transcript has a single exon. Bases 142 to 1281 code for a protein of 379 amino acids. The record is from RefSeq and is a predicted model, not a curated record. Lineage: Eukaryota; Metazoa; Arthropoda; Insecta; Diptera; Culicidae.